UCUACAUAUUUCCCCCCUCCUGUUUCCAUCCAAAACAAACAAAUUCUUUCUGCUCGCUCCCCCCAAAUCCCCAGCCCGCCGCCGUCCUGUCAACCUCGCCGGCACCGUGAUCGAUCGAUGGGGGCCUCCGUCGACGUCGUCCCCGAUUGGGUGGGCGACUUGGGCGAGUCCGUCGGCCCCGUCGACUACGGCUGCGUGCGCCGGUGCCGUCACCGCCGCCUCGCCACCUACCUCCGGCUCCACGGCUUCCGCGACGCCCUCCGAGGGUUGCUGAACGAGACGGACGCGUACAUGAGCGUCAUCCACCUGUCGCGGCUGGUGCAGCAGGGGCUGUGGGACGACGCCAUCGCCUACGUCUCCCGCUUCCUCCGCCCGGUCUCGCACCCGCAGAGCGACGAGGCCCAGGUGCUCCUCCACUUCCUCAUGCACCACGCCGCCUUCGCCAGCAUGGUCGCCGGCGUGCCCGACCGCAACCUCAAGUACUUCAACCACAAGUACAACACACGGUACCUCAAGCACGACGACUCCAUCUCCUUCGACUGCCUCAGGAUCCGCUCCAUCGUCCUCUCCAUUCUCCAUUCGGAGCAAGUCAGAUCCUCGCUGGACUGGGAGCGCGUUCGUUGCAAGGCGUCUCAAAUCGUCCAACACUUGGCUUAUAAGGCUCCAGAGUUGAAAAACGUGGCCCUGUUGCCGGGCGGCCCGAUGAUGCCCCACGAUGUGCUUCCCAUCGGAUUCAGGUACCGUAGGAGGCGUCAUGUGAAGGAACAAGACCUGCCAGGACCUAAAACACUGGCCAAGAUCUACCUUAGGACCAAAAAGGGGCUGCGUUCGUCGACCCGCAGUCACAAGUUAAAUAGUGGAUUGACGAACAAGACAAGGAAGUGGCUCGUAGAUCUUAUUGAUGAAAGCUUGCAAGCUGGUCUGGAACUUCAAUCAAGUGGGAAGGAAGGUGUUCCUGGUGCUUCAGUCUCGAACGCCACGUCUGGUACCGCAGCACAUCUUACUAAAAAUUCUGGGACCUCGUCAUUGACAAAUGCAGCUGCUCCUGUUGCUCCAGUUUCGCGGAGUAUGCUCGGUACCUUGAGAACAUGUGCUGAAGUAUCUGGUAUCUCAUCGGUGACCAAUCAAGGUGCUCCUGCUACUUCAGUCGCGCAGGCAGUGAAGUUGACAGACAGUGCUCAGAACACUGGAAUCGCAUCAGUAACAAAUGCAGGCAUCUGAAGCUGGAGGAGGGAUGCAUGAAAGCUAGUCCAGUCCAUGGGAUGGGUGGUGUUUCUUUGUGGACAGGACACAAGAUAGAGAGAGGCUUAACUUGUUGUUACUGAUGCAUGGUUGAGUUCAUGUAAUGGCCACCGUUUUGCUUAUAGACAACACACAGUGAUGGGUUAUGGUCAAAUAUCAACAGCAAAUAAAUGUAUGCAUGUAAUGUACUAUCAAGUAUAAUGUGGUGACGCUGGAGGAAGUUGCUUUAAUUUGUUGUUGUUACUGAUGUAGUAGUGGCCACCGCUUUGCUUGUAGACAGUGAUGCCAAGUAUCAGCAGCAAAUGCAUGCAUGUAAUGUACUCGCUGUGAUGAAGUAUGAUUAAUGUAUGUUUGGAUAU
This is a messenger RNA of Triticum aestivum (bread wheat), 1601 nucleotides long. RefSeq lists its product as uncharacterized. The record is from RefSeq and is a predicted model, not a curated record. The transcript has 11 exons. Lineage: Eukaryota; Viridiplantae; Streptophyta; Magnoliopsida; Poales; Poaceae. The coding region runs from base 118 to 1221 and encodes 367 amino acids.